Messenger RNA from Acomys russatus (golden spiny mouse), 1239 nucleotides. RefSeq names its product lysine methyltransferase 5A (gene Kmt5a). NCBI's taxonomy places the organism in Eukaryota, Metazoa, Chordata, Mammalia, Rodentia, Muridae. The record is from RefSeq and is a predicted model, not a curated record. Gene Ontology annotation, molecular function: protein binding; histone H4K20 methyltransferase activity. The transcript is spliced from 7 exons. The coding region runs from base 351 to 1238 and encodes 295 amino acids.
CGGUUUGCAGUGGAGUGACCGCCCUGAAUGCGCUGGCCACGAGUCUGUGCUCUCAUUGGCCUCCCCCAUCACUCAGCUAAAGUACUGGGAGGUGCUGAGUUGCAGUGGCUUGAGAGAGGCCAGGCCUGGCGUAGAGUAGAAGAUUCAGGCAGUAAGCAAGCCCUCCCAGCUCCCUCGGCACCAAGUGGCCCUUAGGCCUGUUUCUAUGCUACCGGUUGACUCCCUAGCCUGGGGAGUUAACCCCUGACUCAGCCCAUCCCUUCAGAGCUAGAGUUUUUCCUGGGUCAUUCUGAUCUCCCUGCUGUUGGAAGGAGAACGUGUUUGCUGGGCAGUCAAAAAUAUAUGCCUACAUGAGUCCGAACAAAUGCUCUGGAAUGCGUUCACCACUUCAGGAAGAGAACUCGGUUGUGCAUCAUGAGGUCAAAUGCCAGGGGAAGCCAUUAGCUGGAAUCUACAGGAAGCGAGAAGAGAAAAGGAAUACUGGGAACGCGAUCCGAAGCACCGUGAAGUCCGAUGAACAGAAAAUCAAGGAUGCCAGGAGAGGUCCCCUGGCACCUUUUCCAAACCAAAAAUCCGAAGCAGCAGAGCCUCCAAAAACUCCACCCCCACCAUGUGAUUCUACCAAUGCAGUGGUUGCCAAGCAGGUCCUGAGAAAGCCCCUCAAGGGCAAGCCGGCUCCUCGGAAAAAGUCUCAAGGGAAAACUCAGCAGAACAGGAAACUCACAGAUUUCUACCCCGUGCGAAGGAGCUCCAGGAAGAGCAAAGCAGAGCUGCAGUCUGAAGAAAGGAAAAAAAUAGAUGAGCUGAUUGAGAGCGGGAAGGAAGAAGGCAUGAAGAUUGACCUCAUUGAUGGCAAAGGCAGAGGUGUGAUUGCCACCAAGCAGUUCUCCCGGGGAGACUUUGUGGUAGAGUACCAUGGGGACCUCAUUGAGAUCACCGAUGCCAAGAAGCGAGAGGCUCUGUAUGCACAAGACCCCUCCACGGGCUGCUACAUGUACUAUUUUCAGUAUCUGAGCAAAACCUACUGCGUGGAUGCCACUCGAGAAACGAACCGCCUGGGGAGGCUGAUCAAUCACAGCAAGUGUGGGAAUUGCCAGACCAAACUGCAUGACAUCGACGGCGUGCCUCACCUCAUCCUCAUCGCCUCCCGAGACAUUGCCGCCGGGGAGGAGCUCCUGUACGACUACGGCGACCGAAGCAAGGCCUCCAUCGAAGCCUACCCUUGGCUGAAGCACUGAC